AUGGAAACCUUACGGCGAAUCGGGAGGACAUGCCACGAAAUGUGUGCUCCGGACCAGAGCUGCAUUCAGUACUGGCUUUUGCCGGAAAGAGCUCCGGAGUGGUACCGCAAACUGGUUUUGGGAACUGGCGGAAGGGACGUGCAUUCGCAACCACCGCCGAAGGACUCUUUACCACUGCUAGGCCACCUUGACCUCACCGUGCCAAAACUAGUGGAUGCAAAGGACUACUGGAUCAGUGGUCUAGGAGCCGUUGAGAACUACAAAGAAUCCGUGGGUGAGCUUUGGGCACACCUAGGACCCUCGCAGAUUCGUAUGAGCGAGGGCAGCAUUCGCAAGUGGCCUGGAGAGAUUCGAAUCUGGGUGGAGGACAUUCGAACGGUUGCCGACAUGCUCAACAUGCUGGGACGCAGCCUGGACGCGAAACUGGUCGCUGAGAUGCGAGAAGCCACUACCGGCGGCGAAUAUGCGGCGCUGCUGCAUGACCCUGGCCAUGUCAACAAGGUCCAAGCCAGCGAGGCACCUUCGGGUUGGGCGGAAGCGAUUCGGGCCAUUCCAUCUGGGCUGAGCGGCGAGGUCCGCAAGAAGAACGCCCUGGCUCUGUCCGAAGCGGUAGUUUUGCUGCCAAAGCGAGAACAGAUCCAAGGUGUCGCGCGCUUCUACGACCACUUCAUUGGCUCGGCCAUCACGAAGAAGUAUCAGGUCUACGAGGCACAGGCAUUGAUGGACAUUUGCAUGGUGCACUUUGCGCCGGGUCCGAAGCUGCACCAGACAUUGACCUACAAGGCAGACAAGACAGCCGUGGUUCCGAGCAGCCUGGCUUCCGUUUGCAUUUAUUUGAAGGACCACGUGCAGUUCCACUUGGUAUACGCCAAGUGCAAGGCUGCAGGGAUCCUGAGACCAGACGAUGCAAAGAAAAGCUGGGAAGAGGUCGAGUCUGCGCACGAGUACACGAUUGAAGGCGUUCUCGACCCUCAGAGCCAUUCCAUGGUCAUCGCCUUGCACCAUGUGAUUAGAACUCUGGAACACCCCGAAUGCCCUCCGUGCCAAGGACUUUCUGCGACCUGUGUCUUGCGAGAGCACCAGGCACAGGCGGAGGCUGCAAGAGGUCCAUGGAUCUACACGACCGCCGCUCCAAAUUAUACGAAGGCCCUGAUGCGUCACGUGGAUCCCGGGGGCCGUGUCUUUGCGAUGCGUGUCCUGACCAGGGAGAAGUGCAAGCCAUGUGCCAUUCCAGGAUUCCUCCUCAAGGAAAUGUCUCAGAUCCCGUCGAAACAUGACGCGGAUGAUGCGACGGAACAGCAGCUUCUUCAACGCCGAGUUCUAGUUGACAACAGCCCGGUGUCCUGUGUUCUGCAUCCCAGCGGAUCUGUCUUGGUCCGUGACUGGUUGGGUGAGGGCGCCGAAGACGACGAGUUGCCUCGCGUGCAGCGCCUGCUGGAGGCCGUCCUUGAAGAUGACGGCGAGAGUGAGGCUGACUAUGCCGCCCGUUUGGUUCGACAUACAGCCGGGCACGGCAGCUGGAGUGCACGUUUGAAGGCACUGAGUGGCCUUCUCGAGUCGCAGGCCCCAAUGGAGGCAGACGAACUGCGCACAAUGUUUCGCCGAAUCUCCAACGAGUGCAACGAUAUGAAGCGUGAGCUUCUGGGUGCAGCACCGUGA
Molecule: messenger RNA, 1659 nt
Organism: Symbiodinium sp. CCMP2456
Lineage: Eukaryota; Dinophyceae; Suessiales; Symbiodiniaceae
Source: the annotation of a GenBank genome assembly